This is a messenger RNA of Chrysochloris asiatica (Cape golden mole), 300 nucleotides long. Its product is annotated as transcription factor BTF3-like. NCBI's taxonomy places the organism in Eukaryota, Metazoa, Chordata, Mammalia, Afrosoricida, Chrysochloridae. Gene Ontology annotation, cellular component: nascent polypeptide-associated complex; cytosol. The record is from RefSeq and is a predicted model, not a curated record. Bases 1 to 300 code for a protein of 99 amino acids. The transcript has 2 exons.
AUGGUGAAAGACUAUGACACUGUGAUACACUUUAACAGUCCUAAAGUUCAGGCAUCUCUGGCAGCCAACACUUUCACCAUUCCCGGCCACGCUGAGACAAAGCAGCUGACAGAAAUGCUCCCCAGCAUCUUAAACCAGCUUGGCGCAGACAGUCUGACUAGUUUGAGACGACUGGAUGAAGCUCUGCCCAAACAAUCUGUGGAUGGAAAAGCACCACUUGCUACUGGAGAGGAUGAUGAUGAUGAAGUUCCAGAUCUUGUAGAAAAUUUUGAUGAGGCAUCCAAAAAUGAGGCUAACUGA